Eimeria acervulina is the source of this 2723-nucleotide messenger RNA. RefSeq lists its product as hypothetical. The record is from RefSeq and is a predicted model, not a curated record. Gene Ontology annotation, cellular component: cytoplasm. NCBI's taxonomy places the organism in Eukaryota, Apicomplexa, Conoidasida, Eucoccidiorida, Eimeriidae. The annotation marks the transcript as partial. The transcript has 12 exons.
GCGUUGUGCAGGUAGUGGAGAGGUUGGCGCAAGUGGAGGACUGGGAGGCGAAGCUGCAGCGUCAUGAGGCAUUUUGUUCAGAUAUCCGAGAGUUUCGGAAUCGCCUUGAGGCUGCAAUUUGUUUGUUUUCAACAGCAGCACAGCAGCAGCAGCAGCAACAGCAGCACAGCAACAGCAGCAGCAGCAGCAGCAGCAACAGCAGCAGCAGCAGCAGCAGCAACAGCAGCAGCAGCAGCAACAGUUUUGUUGUGUGUGUUUUGCGUCUGUGCGAGCCUGAGGUGCAGCAGGAGUUGGUGCAGCUGCUGACGGAAGCAGAACAUCCUUUGGGGUGUAUCGACAGCAAAACAAUUUUAUCUUUCUUUGCUGCAGAAGUUUUCACUGCAGAAAUACCUGAAAUACACAGCGCAUUUCUCUCGUGGGAGGAGACAGCAGCAGCAAGAGACAAAUUCUGGAGCCUGCUGCAGCACGAACCGCCGACAUGCGUCUACCUGAAGCAGCGAGGAGAUGUGGAGGAGCUUUUAUCUCAUUUGUAUCUAGCCCUGAUUCGCCCCCAGUUUGGGGGAGGCAUUGCUGUCUUCGAAAUGAAUGGCAUUGUAUCAAGGCUCCUUGGACUUCUGAGGGGCCCCACUUCUGCUGCUGCUGCUCCUGCUGCUGCUGCUGCUGCUGCUGCUGGAGUGGGCGAAGCAGCCGCUACAGAAGGGGGAAAUCCUGCAGCAGAAGCAGCAGCAACAGCAGCAGCAGCAGCAGCAAAGGAGGAGGAAGCCAUGAGGCUGGAGUAUGCAGCAAUUUGCUCUGAUCUGCAUACACCCGUCUCGAUUGUCUUAAGGGAUUUGUUAUGCCAGCGGAACUCCGUCUAUUGUUUUGCUCUCCUUUUGCGGCAGUUUUGCUGCAGUUGUCUUUGCUGCUCUCUGUCCGUCUUCAACGAACUUAUUUGCUGCGUCUGCACUCGCAAGUCCUGCAGCAGCAGCAACACCAGCAACACCAGCAGCAGCAGCAGCAGCAGCAGCAGAUCCCCCAGCGGCGGCAGCACCAGCCCAGUUGGGGUCUCCCCUUUCAAUGUAGACGAGCAGCAGCAACAGCAGCAGCAGCAGCAGCAGCAGAUGCUGCUGCUGCAGACAUUGCAACAAAAUGAAGCACUAUUUGAGGGAAAUGCCUCUAACCAGCAGCAGCAGCAACAGGAGCAGCAACAGCAGCAGGAGCAGGAGCAGCAGCAGCAGCAGCAGGCAUGCGUUAAGCGGGAGGGAGGGGCCUAUAGCUUUAAACGCACCAACACAUUUCAGGUGUACAGACAGCCUGAAGUAAUAUUUGAUGCUUCUGAAGAAGGAGAAGAAGGAGAAGAACAAAAAAAUAGAGUUAAAGCAGCCGAUGUCUUCAGGUGUAUAGACACCUCAAACAGCAACCAGCAGCAAAUGCAGCAAUUCUCUUCAUCCCAGCAGCAAGAGCAGCAGCAGACUCAGAUGCAAAACAAAGAGCAGCGACAAGCGCACGACAAAGAGCAGCAGCAGCUAGAAGAGAGCAGCCAACAGCAGCAGGAGAAGCAGCAGCAAAAAGGGCAGCAGCUGCAGCAGCAGCAGCAGCAGCAGCAAGUGGACCAGGAGCUACAGCAGCACGAACAAAGGAAACAGGAGCUUCAGCGGCAGCAGCAAGAAACCCAGGAGAUGCAGCAGCAGGAACAGCAGCAGCAGCAGCAGGAACAGCAGCAGCAGAAGCAGGAACAGCAGCAGCAGCAGCAAGGGCAGCAGGAUCGGCAACAGGAGCAGCAAGAAAAGCAGGAAUUGCAGGAGCAGCAGCAGGAACGGCAGCAGCAGGAGCAGAAACAGCAGCCGCAGCAGCAGGAGGAACAGCAACAGGACCAGCAGCCGCAGCAGCUGGAACAGCAGCAGCAGCAGCAGCAGCAUCCAUCUUGCAAUGUUGUAGCAGCAGCCUCACCCUUCAGGCGACCCGACGUCAGCAGCGUGAGCAGCGAGUACAUCCGAAUGGCUGUUGCUGCACUGCAACCAUCUGCUGCGCCAGAAGCAACCCAACAGCAGCAGCAGCAGCAGCACGAACAGCAGAAGGGACAGCAGCAGCAGCAGCAGCAGCAGCAGCAGCAGGAACAGCAGGAGGAACAGCAGCAGCAAGAGUACUGUCGCAUGCGCACCGAGGAAGAGACACACGAGUACCUGCAACGGGGGCAACAGCAACUGCAGCAGCAGCAGUUGCUGCACCAGCAGCAGCAGCAGCAGCAGCAAGAGUUUGCACUCGGCAGCGGAAGCAGCAACUCUUCUUUCUACCUGCCGCUGCACAUUUCAAGCAAUUCGCAGGAGUGGCUUAAAUAUAUUAAUCAGGGAGACUUCCUCACCUUGCACUUCGUCCCCAAGAUGUGCUGCUGCAAGACCAGCCGCAGCCGCAGCAGCAGCAGCAGCAGCAGCAGCAGCAGCAGCAGCAGCAGCCGGGGCUCUAUUCAGAGCCCACCUCAGUCUCAAAUGGAAGCAGCAGCAGCAGCAGCGGCAGCAACAUCUGCAGCAGCAGCAACAGUCGCAGCAGCAGCAGCAGCAGCAGCGUUUGCUGCAGCCACAGCAGCAACAGCAACAGCAACAGCAACAACAACAGCAGCAAUAGCAACAAUAACAGCAGCAGCAAUAGCAGCAGAAGCACCAUCACCAACAGCAGCAGAAGCAGCAGCAGAAGCAGCAGCAGAAGCAGAAGCUGAAGCAGCAGCAGCAGGCGUAGUGGUAAUAUGA